AUGACAAUUUUCUCAACUAGCAAACCUCGCACAGGGUACGAGGAGGAUGUUCUACCCGGCACGGAUAUUCUGCGUGACCGGGGAAGUAAUGAGCGUACGAGUUAUUGUCGCUCUUUUCUUCUCUCUCCAGACUGGGAUUCUGAUGCAAACAGCAACCUCGUACCACGUCCCUCCGAUGCCCCCCAUGAUCCACUGAAUUGGUCGCCCACUUGGAAAUAUCUUGUUAUCGCAACCCAAUUCCUUUUUCUAUUCGUCUCCGUGGAAUCUGCCCUUUCAAUGGGCCCAAUGUUUCCCUUCUUCGCCGAAGAAUUCCAUCUGGACGAGACCCAACUCAGCCUCCUGACCGGGGCGUGUGUUUUGGCCCUCGGCUACUCGAACUUUCUCAUCGUCCCGUGCUCGAACAUAUUUGGUCGUCGGAUCACCAGUCUUGCCUUCUGUCUGCUAGGCACGGCGUCGUGUCUGUGGCAAGCACUUGCAAAAUCUCAUUCGAGCUUGCUGGUGGCGCGGGUUGUUAACGGAAUAGCCACGGCCACGAGUGAGACGGUGAUGGUCCAGGUCACUUCGGACAUUUUUUUCUUGCACGAGCGCGGUGCAUGGACCGGCCUUUAUUUUAUGGGGUACUUUUUGGGCUUGUUUAUCGGGCCCAUCAUCUCCGGGAAUAUUGCUCAAAACAUCGGAUGGCGGAGCUUUUUCUGGCUAUCUCUUGCCAUGUCUGCGUUCAACUUCAUUACUCUACUCGUUGUCUUCCCCGAAACUCGAUAUCUUCGCGACCAUAAGGAUGCUCCCGCAUCCUCCACUCAGCCCAGCUCUACAGAACCGAUAAAACAGGAAUUAACACACCUAGAGAACCUAGAGACGCCACAGUGGAAGCAGCUCCUCUUACGGGACUUGACAGUCCCAUUCUACGCAUUCCUAUUCCCCAUCAUCCUGUGGGCAGGACUGAACGUCGCUGGGCCAGCGAACCUCCUCCUAUACUGGAACCUGACGGAGUCAGGAGUACUGAGUGCCCCACCGUAUAACUUCUCCCCAUCCAGUGUCGGCUACUCAAACUUCGCCUUCGUCGCCGGUGGCCUCGUUGGCCUCGUCACCGCGGGCCCCUUUUCAGACUGGAUCGCCGCCAGAGCAACCGCCAGAAACGGCGGGAUUCGCGAAGCGGAGAUGCGUCUCCCAGCACUCAUUCCGUACUUCAUCACCACCGUCGUUGGUGUCAUCAUUGGCGGCCUCGGAUAUGAUCGUCAAUGGGAGUGGCCUGUUAUCAUAGUCGUCGGGUAUGGUCUCACGGGUCUGUGUGUGACUGCCGUUCCAACGAUUGCUAUUUCAUAUGCGGUUGACUGCUACGAACCAAUUUCGGGAGAGAUUAUGGUCGUGGCGACGGUGAUUAAGAAUACCUGUGGGUUCGUCAUGAGCUAUUGGGUCAUGCCGAUGGCCGCGAGAAGAGGUUGGUUGGUACCUACGAUGGUGGAAUUUUCAUUGACAAUUGGUCCGUUGUUAUUUGGGAUUCCGAUGUAUUUCUUUGGCAAGAGUUUGAGGCAGUUGACAAGGAACUCAAGAGUACAUGCACUGUGA
Molecule: messenger RNA, 1566 nt
Organism: Aspergillus uvarum CBS 121591
Lineage: Eukaryota; Fungi; Ascomycota; Eurotiomycetes; Eurotiales; Aspergillaceae
Product: MFS general substrate transporter
Exons: 6
Coding region: 1-1566 (521 amino acids)
Biological process (GO): transmembrane transport
Molecular function (GO): transmembrane transporter activity
Source: RefSeq, a predicted model, not a curated record